AUGUUCACAGCUAAUAUUGAUAUAUUAAAAUUAAAUAAAGCGAUAGAUUAUUCUUUUGAAAGAUUAUAUUUAAUAUUUAGAAUGGCUGAAAUUAAUGAACAAACAGGGACUUCUUUUGAACUACCACCAACACCAGCUGUUGUUGAUAAAACUGAUAAAGCUCAGAAAGAAGCUAAAAUAAUGAAUCAAAAAGUUUCUUCUUUUUUGGAGGGACAAAUUGAAUCAACAAUUCAAGAAUAUAAAGUGUUAGGUGAUAUGAAUGAUGUUGCAGCACAAAGAUAUGAUGAUAUGAAACACGUUGCAAGAAGUGUCAAUGACAAAUAUACAGAACUAAAUCAAAAAUGUGAGCAAUUACAUACUUUUCUUAAUCAAAUUGAUGUAAUUGAUAAGGCUAGUAAAGAUUUAGAAGCUAUAGUUUAUAAUCUUGAUGAGUAUGUCAAGAAGUUAGAGCAACGAUUUGCUUCAAUGACUAAGAAGUGA
Molecule: messenger RNA, 480 nt
Organism: Strongyloides ratti
Lineage: Eukaryota; Metazoa; Nematoda; Chromadorea; Rhabditida; Strongyloididae
Product: Biogenesis of lysosome-related organelles complex 1 subunit 2
Exons: 6
Coding region: 1-480 (159 amino acids)
Biological process (GO): lysosome localization; endosomal transport
Cellular component (GO): BLOC-1 complex; gamma-tubulin complex; BORC complex
Molecular function (GO): gamma-tubulin binding
Source: RefSeq, a predicted model, not a curated record